This is a messenger RNA of Talpa occidentalis (Iberian mole), 2488 nucleotides long. RefSeq names its product diphthamine biosynthesis 6 (gene DPH6). Gene Ontology annotation, molecular function: diphthine-ammonia ligase activity. Gene Ontology annotation, biological process: protein histidyl modification to diphthamide. The record is from RefSeq and is a predicted model, not a curated record. Lineage: Eukaryota; Metazoa; Chordata; Mammalia; Eulipotyphla; Talpidae. The coding region runs from base 24 to 926 and encodes 300 amino acids. The transcript has 11 exons.
CCCGCGCACGCGCACGCGCCGACAUGAGGGUCGCGGCUCUGAUCAGUGGUGGAAAAGACAGCUGUUAUAACAUGAUGCAGUGCAUUGCUGCUGGGCAUCAGAUUGUUGCUUUAGCAAAUUUAAGACCAGCUGAAAACCAAGCAUUAUUCCUUCCAGUUGUCUCAAAUGUGGGGUCCGAUGAACUGGAUAGCUACAUGUAUCAGACUGUGGGUCAUCAUGCCAUUGAUCUGUAUGCAGAAGCAAUGGCUCUUCCCCUCUAUCGCCGGACCAUAAGAGGAAGCAGCGUGGAUACAGGACAAGUGUACACCAAAUGUGAAGGUGAUGAGGUGGAAGAUCUCUAUGAGCUUUUGAAACUUGUUAAGGAUCCUGAAGGUGAAGCAGAGAAGCAUGCAGAUCUGAGACUCCACCACAACUUUCUCUUUUACAGCAGUACCGAAAAAGAAGACAUUGAGGGGGUAUCAGUAGGAGCUAUACUUUCUGACUAUCAGCGUGUUCGAGUAGAAAAUGUGUGUAAAAGGCUUAAUCUCCAGCCUUUAGCUUACCUUUGGCAGAGAAACCAGGAAGAUUUGCUCCAUGAAAUGAUAUCAUCCAACAUUCAAGCAAUCAUCAUCAAAGUAGCAGCUUUGGGUUUAGAUCCGGAUAAGCACCUUGGAAAAACCCUGGAUCAAAUGGAGCCUUAUCUCUUAGAGCUUUCCAAGAAAUAUGGAGUCCAUGUUUGUGGAGAAGGUGGAGAAUAUGAGACAUUCACUUUGGAUUGCCCUCUAUUUAAGAAGAAAAUAAUUGUGGAUUCAUCAGAAGUUGUCAUACAUUCACCUGAUGCAUUUGCACCUGUGGCUUACCUACGCUUUUUAGAUUUGCAUUUGGAAGACAAGGUGUCCUCAGUACCUGACAACUACAGACCAUCCAAUUAUAUUCAUAAUUCUUGAAAAGAAUUUUGAACAUAGAGAUUUCUCAAUCUCUAUAUCCAUCCACUGUUUUUCUAAUACAUUUAUUUAUUUCUUAGAAAUAUGUACCUUACUUCAUAAGAAGUAAAUUGAUUAAUUGGGGAAGUGUGAAUUCCAUGUUCAUUCAUAUUGCCAAUUUUCUCAAGACUAUUCUUUCUUUGACUUUGGCUGACACAUCAUAUCCAUGAACUUUAAGUGUAUAUACUCUCUUCAUCUCUUGCCCUCAUUUCUGUAAUGUUUCUUUCCCUCCUCUGCCUCUCCUAUUAUCUUUGCCAACAUUAUGAUGCAAAGACAUUUGAAAAUAAGGCUGAAAAAGCAUUCAUUUUAUUUAGCCAGUUUUGCUAGACAUAUUUUUAUCUUUAUUGCCAUAAUUAACAUGUUAAAUCUUUCCUCCCUUAUGACUUUCUUUGAAAUUACAUGCUUUGAGGUGACAAUCUAUUAUGAAUUCAAAGGGAAAUGGUGAAAGAUCCUCUCCCAGAAAUCCCAGUACAUCUCAGUGAUGGGGUAAAGCUUUGACCAAGUCACCAGCUUUACUUCUGAGUCCACAUAGUUGGUAGAGAAGGAGAUUCUCUAGAGGGAAAACAAAGUGUGAUUGCCAAAAGAAAGACAAAUAAAUGCUAGAGGGCAGAUUUUAGACACUGUUUCACGUUUUAUCACAAUUACACUUCAUCCCAAAUAAUAGUGGGAUCUAGAAUGUAGAACCUUGCAUACCACUCUGAAAAUCUGUAACUGUACCCUAACUCCCUGCAGUUUCUAUUCAAUCCAUGUCUCAUACAUACGAAAUUACUUUGUUGAACUGCUAUCGGUCUUUUCCCAGUCUUCAUAAUCCUUAAUCCCUUUCCUUGAUAAUAUUGGCCACCAUCUCCCUGAAAAUUUCCCUUACAGUCAUUUAUGUCACUGUGCUAUUCUACUUUUUUUCUUCUACUCGAUUUCAAGAUUUCUUCUAUCACCUAAGUAGCUAUUCUGUCUUACCUUAAACACUUGUCUCAAGUUCUUUUUAUGGCUCCUUUCAUAUUUCAAUAUUUUCAUUUUAUUGAAAUUUUGUCUUUUUCCACAAAUUUACUUUUCAUUAUGCAGGUACUUCUCAAUUCACUCCCUUUCUGGAAUUUCCAUUAAUAUUUACUCAUUCUCCUUAAGUCUAGAAAGUUACUUCUGACCAGCUUAUAGAUCUGACUACUAAUAUGUAUAAAACUCAUUAUGUAAACACUGUAAACUUAUUUUUCUCUCCAAUUGUACUUUCCAUCUCAUUUUGUAAUUAAACACAACUGUUUGCCCCUGGUAACAGGCACAGAAUAGCCCCAUUUUCUCUUACAUUUACCAUGAACAUGGAAUUGGUUAUCUAAUCCUCUAUAUGCUAGUUCUCCUAUGUCCCUUAAGCCAUUCCAUCUCCAUUCCCAUCUUUCUAGUUAAAGUGUGUCUUUCCUGGGCCUCCCCGGUGGCGCAGCGGUUGAGCGCUGGGUUGCGAAGCUGCCCGCAGCCUCUGCGGCACCGGUUCAAUCCCCGGCUGCUCCCCGGCCACCGGAGGAGGGUCCCACAUGGCGCGC